GGUCGUUUGUCUCAUACUUAUCCUUCCUCUUCUACUACUACCUUACUUCUAUUUGCAAUCUUGAUCAAUUACACUUGGCUAUAGAUCGAUCUACAUUCAUCUAUCAAGCCUAACCACACUCUUUAUUUAUUUAUCUCACUUCAAUUCUCAAUCUAUUCCCCUUUCCACAUACCCACACAUCAUCAUCAUCACAAUGGCCCGUCUCAGUCUUUCCAUCUUCGUCCUCUGCCUUUUCCUGGCCCUCAUGGUCUCGGCCAUGCCCGUCAAGCGGGAGGACUCUAACGGCAACGAGCUAGAUGGUACUCUCGCCGAACAGGUCGCCGAACAAUCCCUUAAGUCCGCUAGCGAGAUGCUCGACCAAAUAGCCGGCAAGGACGACGACGAUGACAAGAAGAAGCCCACCCCCAGCGGUACCACCGACAACAAGCCCUCUCCCACUGGCACCAAGCACGCAACCGAGUCCCAGACUGCCCCUAAGACCGAGGAUAAGGUGGCAAACACUGAGCCCUCUUCCACCACCCCUACCUCUACUGAGGAGACACCCUCUACCUCUAGCUCUGCUCCCGCGACCGCCUCCUCGCACGUCGUGAAUGACAACCCGCUCUCGAAGAUCCCUCUCGUGGGUGAAUUGUUGAGCGGUGGUGGGUCUGGCUCUCUUACUGGAGGACUGUUGGGUUAAGUCAUCUAUCCUUCCCUUUUAAGGAUGGGAGAGUAGUGUGUCAUCAUUGUCGCUGUCGCUUUCAUGUAUGUUUCUUUUCUACGUGCAUGCAUGCGUAUUGGCAGUUUGAUAUUUGG
Molecule: messenger RNA, 795 nt
Organism: Aspergillus eucalypticola CBS 122712
Lineage: Eukaryota; Fungi; Ascomycota; Eurotiomycetes; Eurotiales; Aspergillaceae
Exons: 2
Coding region: 194-679 (161 amino acids)
Source: RefSeq, a predicted model, not a curated record